CUUGUGUGCUUUGUGCUUCUGCAGGAAAACUGCGGCCCUACAGCAUCUGCUGGUCCUCGGGGGCAUGGCCAGCAGGGCUGGGCAGCUUGGAGCAUCCCUGGAGCUCCCAUCUCCACUGCCUCAUCCCACAGAGAAGGAGGGACCUGCUGGGCACUGUCCCUACAGCCCUUCCCAGAGCCCUUUCUUUGCCCUCCCCAUCAGUGCACAGCUCCAGGACCAAUUCAGCAAUCAAUCACCAUUUUUCUUAAUGCCUUUUAAAAAAAGGGAGUUACCCCCUGCUCUGAGCAACCUUCCAACCUGCAUGAAAACACCUCGGAGCUCUCACUGCUAAUUCCUGCAUGGAGGAAAUCCAAAGCAUUUGGAGAGGCAGAUCUGGGGCCUUGGGAGCAGCAGGGCUCAGAGCCCACCAUGGCCUUCCUGCUCAGGAUUGAUGCAGGGAACAAAGCCCCACCUAAGCACCACGGCUGCCAUCCAGGGCUGAUGGAGGAUGGAAAAAUCCCCCCAAAACGCCAAGAAGCUCUUGGAAAAGAAAAGGCCAUGAAUAAAUACAGCUGGGGAUUUACAGGCCAGCACUCCAGGUUGGAUGUGGGCGCCUUCUCCGGUGUGCUGCCAUCAUGAGAAGGUUUAAGGUCCUGAUUUUAUGGGUGCCUAAAUAAAUACAUGGAGCUAAUAUAUCACAAUACAGGGCAUAUUCAUCUGCCUUGCAGGAGUGGGAUAGAAUCAGAUGGCAGUGUCUCUCUCAAGGCCAGCCCCGCUGUAAUUCAUGCCCCGAGGCAGCAGCCGAGGGGAGGAGGAGGAGGAAUUCUGCAGGCAGCAAUAUUGAUGGGCUACUCCCAGAAGCUUUGUUUUAAUUAAUUUUCAGAGCACUCCUUGCAGUGGAUCAGGCAGUUCUUUCAAAGCCUCCUGCCUGUGCUCUUGUGCAGGGUCUGGGGCAGGGGGUGAGCCUGGGAGCCCCCUGCUCUUUGAGCCCCCAGGUUUUUUGUUAAACAGUGCAGAAGCAGUUCUGUUUUUAAACAAGGAGACUUCCCCCUGGCCAAGAGGCCUCUGAUGGCCAUGGCAUGGGCAGGUGAAUUUGCCCCAGCUUUUCUCUUCCCCUUUUUAUUGACUUUGUGCCGGUUCCUGCUGCCAGGGGUCAGAGGGGCGUUGGCUGGACUUUGCCAAAAGUCCACCCCAGGCAUGUGGCUCGCAGGUGCUGACGCAGAGCCCUGCCCUGAGAUACGAGGGGACUGAAGAGCAGCUCUGCAGCCCAGUCGGGUGUGUGGUGGUGAGGCAGGAACGGGGCUGUGCCAGCUCCAAAGCUUUCCCUGAGUAAGCAGGUUUGGGAACCUGAACUGCAUUUGCCCUGCGAGCAGCAAGGUGACAGCAGCAGCCACAGCUCGGUGCCGAAUCUGGGCUGACCUGGCUGACAUGACGGGACCUGUCCCCAUCCAGCACGCCAUGGCAAGUGACACGGAGCCCUCCAACGCCAUCAAACUGCUGCACCUGCUCGUCCUCUCCACCUCCUGGGGAAUGCAGGUCUGGGUGACCUUCGUGGCCGGGUUUGUGAUGAGCAGGCACCUCCCUCGCCACACCUUCGGCUCCAUCCAGCGCGAGCUCUUCCCCUACUACUUCCACAUCAGCUCCACCUGUGCCUUCCUCAGCCUGACCCUGUUUGCCAUGUCCCACCCCAGCGAGCAGCUCAGCCAGGAGCACAAGACCCAGACCAUCAUCUUCCUCGUGUGCAUCACCGCCUCGGUGCUGAACACGCAGUGCUUCGGGCGGGCGGCCUCGGAGCUGGUGGCUGAGCUGCAGCGGGUGGAGCAGAGCCACGGGCUGGGGCAGGAGCUGGGGCUGGCAGCCAGGGAGCCCCGCCGGCAGCUCCGCGCCUCCGACCCCGCGUACCGGCGCCUGGCGCGCAGCUUCGCCCUGCACCACGCUCUGUCCUCGCUCUGCAACCUCCUGUGCAUCCUGUGCAACGGGCUGAGCCUGCGGCACCUGGCUGCCCAGCUCUCUGCCCUCUGAGGGCGCUGCCAGCUGCUGGCUGCACAGUGCCCAGCCCCUGCUGCCUCGCUGCAAAGCAGCCCCGGCUCUGGGCACCAAACUGCAGCAUCCUCGGGUGGAGACUCUCGCUGUGUUGAAAUUUAGGAAAUGUUUUCUCUAGAGCUGCCUGCAGCCAGCCUCUGUGAUGGAAGCAGGGGUGUUUUAUGGCUGAACAGCUUUCUAAUGCCCCACGUCUAAAGCUACAGUGUGCUUUAGCCAUUUUACAUUCCUGCGGAAGAGAAAGAAACGAGAGACUGAGAAUUACUUCUGAUUAAAAGCCAAACACUAAUACAGAAGUCCAGAAGACCCUGCCUGUUAAUGUAAUGGAUAAAGGUGUUAUGUUGGGGUUCACAA
Messenger RNA from Melospiza melodia melodia, 2373 nucleotides. RefSeq names its product transmembrane protein 205 (gene TMEM205). NCBI's taxonomy places the organism in Eukaryota, Metazoa, Chordata, Aves, Passeriformes, Passerellidae. The record is from RefSeq and is a predicted model, not a curated record. Bases 1408 to 2001 code for a protein of 197 amino acids. The transcript is spliced from 3 exons.